AUGACUGGAAUUGUUCGUUUAACGAGACAGUUUGGUCGAGAAAUUUAUCUAAUUGAUAUUCAAGGCGACUUGGAACGCUCGAAGGCUGAAAUGAACAUAGGAGACCUUACCAUUGUCCAAUCAACUGAAAAGAGAGUAAAGUCCACUGCAAAGUUGAUUGUUGGUAACCAAUGCUUGGAGGGAACUGUUGAACCAUUAAAACAGCCAAUGGUAAUUCUUAGCAAAACGAAUAAACGACCUCGAUUGGAAAGCGCUGAAACAAACCCAACCACUUAUGUUUCUAUGGUUUCAGUGAUUAGAGAGAAAAUAACGUUUCAUUUACGACCUCAAUUAAUUCAUCAAUGA
Molecule: messenger RNA, 345 nt
Organism: Schizosaccharomyces japonicus yFS275
Lineage: Eukaryota; Fungi; Ascomycota; Schizosaccharomycetes; Schizosaccharomycetales; Schizosaccharomycetaceae
Product: DNA replication factor C complex subunit Ctf8
Exons: 2
Coding region: 1-345 (114 amino acids)
Biological process (GO): mitotic sister chromatid cohesion
Cellular component (GO): Ctf18 RFC-like complex
Source: RefSeq, a predicted model, not a curated record